Molecule: messenger RNA, 1077 nt
Organism: Schizophyllum commune H4-8
Lineage: Eukaryota; Fungi; Basidiomycota; Agaricomycetes; Agaricales; Schizophyllaceae
Exons: 11
Coding region: 1-1077 (358 amino acids)
Source: RefSeq, a predicted model, not a curated record
AUGGAAGUGGAUGCCGGCGGUGGUACCGUCGACUUGAGCGCCUACGCGCAGGUGCGGAAGGGGGCUGACGUGUCCUACACCGAGAUCACCCCGGCGCAAUGCCUCUUCAAGGGCGCAAUCAUGGUGAAGCGCAACGCGCAAGCCUAUGUCGAAGCGCGCUUGCGAAACUCUAAGUACUCUGAGCGCACAGAAGACAUCGUCGACGCCUUCGACAAGUCGACCAAGCUCACGUUCAAGAACGCUAAGACCCCCUCGUACGUCAAGUUUGGCGGAAUAAGCGACAACGACGCUGCGUACGACGUUAAAAGUGGAAAGCUGGUCAUACAGGGGUCGGAGGUCGCCAAGUUCUUCCUGCCGACCAUCACCUCGAUCUCGCAAGCGGUAUUGAAGCAGAGAAAGCAAGCGAAGUCGGGGAUAUCGUCCAUCUUUCUUGUUGGCGGCUUCGCCGCGUCGUCGUUCCUGUACAGUCAACUGCGCGACUCCCUGGCGCCACUUGGCUUGGAUGUGAACAAGGCCGUCGCCGAUGGAGGUGUACUCUACGUCGUCGAUCACCACGUCUCGGCACGCGUCGCCAGAUUUACGUACGGCACGGAUGGUGCGCGUGCGUAUCAGAAGAAGGACAAGGAGCAUAGGAAACGACAUCAAAAGGCAUACUUUGGCACAGACGGCGUCAAGCGCGUCGCCGACUGCUUUUUCCCUAUUGUCGACGUGGGAACUCAAGUGACGGAAACGCAGGACUUCAAAGUGCCGUUCAUGCAGCUGCACGAUCAGUUGGGGCCCUUUCAACGAUACACGAUCAGCGCGCCCAUCCAAGUCUAUCGAGGCGAGAUGCAUCAUCCUCUCUGGACGGACGUUGACAGCAAUAAUUUUAGUGUUCUCUGCACAGUAAACGCAGAUGUGACUAGCGCGGUGGUCAGGCUGCCUCCUCGCCGCGCGGCGGAUGGGCAUAUCUACUAUCAACUCAACUACGAUGUUGUCCUACUCUUCGGCUUGACAGAGCUGAAGGCGCAACUCCGAUGGCUCGAGAACGGUGUCGAACGACGCACUCACGCCGAGGUGGUCUACGGCGAUGCCUGA